Molecule: messenger RNA, 1074 nt
Organism: Caenorhabditis auriculariae
Lineage: Eukaryota; Metazoa; Nematoda; Chromadorea; Rhabditida; Rhabditidae
Source: the annotation of a GenBank genome assembly
AUGACGUCACGAGGGGCCGCCUCCAGUGGAGGCCAACAUCUUGAACCUGGUGUUGAUCUUUGUCACUGGUCAUCAUUGCGAAAUAGUUCAAUCUCAACAAACACCUUUUCGAAAAGAUUCGAAAGAUCAGGCUCCACCUCCAGGAGUAUAAAAGCAGUGAGCUGCGAAGAGAGCCUCACUCCACUCAUCAUGAGCCAAUCAGCUUCCUUCAAACUGUUCUCGCCCCGCUCGGAGACGUCCCAGCGCUUCUCCAUCGCCUACUCCAACGUCGCCGAACUUCUGGAGUCGCUCAAACUCAAGCUGCAGAGCUUCGGCCUCAAAACCGACAAGCUGUGCUGGAUCGACGAGGAUAACGACCAGGUGCUCCUCAAAACUGCCGACGACCUUCAAGAAGCCAUCAACCUGUCUGCUGGCUCGGCCAUCAAUAUCCAUUCCGACUAUUUUGCCCCUGCCGAUGAGAAUCCUGCUUUCGUAGUCAUCGACAGCGACUUCGAAGACGAGGGGAAUGAUGGCAAGUCAACGUCUUCCAAAUCAAGGUCUUCUAAGGAAAGAUUUGCAGAUAUUCCUCGCCGAACACGCUCACGAUCCCGUUCGAGAGGUCAUUCUCGCCCACACUCCAGGUCGCGCUCCCGCAGUCAUUCCCGCGGUCGUUCUGGACUUCGUGAAGAAAAAAUGAAGAAACUCUUCAAGCGGCAGGCCAUGUUGAUGCAUCGGAUGAUGAAAGAGCAGGGUCGUCCCGGAUUCGGCCCGUCGGACUUCUAUCCAUUCCCUCACUUUGGUCCUGAUAUGGAUUCUAAACGUCGUCAUUGCGGCGGCAGACGUCCUGGUCCCGAGGAUUUCAUGGAGGGUGACUUCCGCGGUCAUUUCGGCCGUCGUUGCGGAGCUUCUCCUUUCGAAUUCGGUCCGGGAUCCGGACGUGGACGCUUCCCAGAAGGGUUCAACCCUCGUGGCGGCUUCGGAUGUCGAGGUCGUGGAGGUUUCGGCGGCCGCGGACGUGGCGGCUUCGGCUUCGACUUCGGAAGAGGCGGCUUCAGCGGACCUUGGGGUCAUCGCGGACAUCAUCACUCUUUUUAA